CACACAUGGAUCCAAAGAUGAAACACAAACACAAACAAUAUUGUUCCGACAGGGCAAAGGCGGCGGCGGCCUGCAAAAGGCACCCGAAACACAGGCAAUCGGCCGGAGUUUGCUCCAUUUGUCUAAAUGAAAAGCUCUUAAAAUUAAGCAAUAAUAAUAAUAAGAAAGUUUUUUCCAAAGUAGUGGCAAAUUACUACUCUCGAUCUUCUUCUUCGGAUCUUUCUACUUUGUCUUCUUCGAACGAAUCUUCAUAUUCGUCUCCCGUAAAGAAUAACCGUGUGGAAUUUUAUGAAGCCGGAAAAUCGAAGAGGGUUUUCAAGAAUAUUGAAGUUCUCAAAAAGAGUAGGUCAAUGGCUUUUUUCUUUCAACGAAGAAAAGACGACGAUGAGAAUUACGAGAAGAAAGUUGAAAUGAAAAGAGGGUUUUGGUCGAAAUUGUUUAUGUUGCCACGAAGAAACGUGAAGUUGACGCGCUCUAAAACUACGAGAGAAAGGGUUAUUACAACAGCUUAUUGAUGGUGAUAAUUUGUGUAUAGGUUUUUCCCAUGGAGCUAUGUAGGGUUUUUUUUUUUUUUUUGGCUAGAUU
Messenger RNA from Erythranthe guttata (spotted monkey flower), 585 nucleotides. Its product is annotated as protein SALT UP-REGULATED GENE C. Lineage: Eukaryota; Viridiplantae; Streptophyta; Magnoliopsida; Lamiales; Phrymaceae. The record is from RefSeq and is a predicted model, not a curated record.